Messenger RNA from Melanotaenia boesemani (Boeseman's rainbowfish), 4559 nucleotides. RefSeq lists its product as uncharacterized. Gene Ontology annotation, molecular function: DNA-binding transcription factor activity; RNA polymerase II cis-regulatory region sequence-specific DNA binding. Bases 137 to 3793 code for a protein of 1218 amino acids. The record is from RefSeq and is a predicted model, not a curated record. Gene Ontology annotation, biological process: regulation of transcription by RNA polymerase II. The transcript is spliced from 14 exons. Gene Ontology annotation, cellular component: nucleus. Lineage: Eukaryota; Metazoa; Chordata; Actinopteri; Atheriniformes; Melanotaeniidae.
UUUGAAAAAAGUGAAAACAUUCCACAUUAUCAUCAGACAAAAACGCCAAAACGAGAAUACUGAGCAUUUAAGCAGUUGUGUAACAGUAGUGAGGCUGUCAGAAAGACCUCCAGGUGGUAAGACAUUAUAAACUAACAUGUGUGACAUACUUGCUGGUGCCAUGACAGGCAACACGGAUCAGUCAGCCAAUAUGGUACUUGAAUUCAUGAUUUCUGAUGUCAGAACAGGUCAGCCGACUAUUGAAAACAUGCCCGAAACCCUCGCUACACCAUUCCCAACAUCGUGUCCCAUAGAGAACCCACACUGUGUCAAAGUAGAGGACUGUGAGUCUCCUUCUACAAGCAGCAUGGUGAACUCCACUAUAGUACAGACAUCUGCCAUGUGGUCUCCUAGCUAUGUGGGAAGAAGAAAAGAUAAACCCACUUGCAGCUGGUCAAAGAAAGAGGUUCUUGCAUUGUUGACAUACUGGGCAAAUCCUGCCGUUCAGGAAGAGCUUCUACGCAAUGUGAGAAAUAAUGCAGUUUACAACAGCCUCAGUGCGAAGUUGGCAUCACAUGGAUUUAACAAAACAGCACAGAAGUGCAAGGAGAAAAUAAAAAAACUAAAGCAGGACUACAGGAGAAUUAAGAACAGUGAUCACCUGGAUGGAGGAAAGACUAUCUGGUUUGACAUUAUUGAUGAAGUACUCAGUUCUCAGGCCACAACAUCAGUACCUUCAAGAACUGCAAAGUCUUCCUCAGCUAAGACCACUCAGUCAGUUGUGUUGGAUAUGAAGACUGAAGACAAAACAUCUAAAAUCAGCAUUCCUGAAACCCAGACACUUUGUUCCACUGAGAACCCAGACGAACCAGAUUUUUACUUUGUUACGGUCGAGGACUGUGGUACUCCCUCUACAAGCACUGCGACCACCUCCACAGCACCGCAGACAUCAAUCACGUGGUCGCCUGUCCAUGUGGAGAGGAGAAAAUAUGAGCACACUUGUAGUUGGUCAAAAAAAGAGGUCCACGCAUUGUUGGCUUACUGGGCAAAUCCCGCUGUUCAGGAAGAGCUUCUCCGAAAUGUGAGAAAUAACACAGUUUACAGCAGCCUCAGCGCCAAACUGGCAUCACUUGGAUUUAACAAAUCAGCACAGAAGUGCAAAGAGAAAAUUAAAAAACUCAAGCAGGAUUACAGGAGGAUAAAAAACAGUAAACACAUGGGUUGCAGGACUGCAUGGUUUGGCAUCAUGGAUGAAAUCCUAAGUUCUCAGGCUACAGCAUCAAAACAUUUAAAAACAACAAAAUCUUUCUCAGCUGAGUCCACUCAGGCAUUUGUGUUGGAUGUGGAUGCUGAUGAUGAAACACUGUGGUUGCCUGAUGAAGUCCAAGUGCUCGUAACUCUUUGGGCACAACCAAACAUCCAGAAGCAGCUUCUCACCUCAGCGGCAAACAAUCAAGUAUUCACGUACCUCAGCAAUGAGCUGGCUUUGGUGGGUUUUAACAAGACGCCACAGCAAUGCAAUCUUAAAGUAAAUAAGCUUAAAGAGGAAUACAAAAAAAUCAAAGAAGAUGAACCACAUGGGGAUGAUGAAAGCGAUUGGUUUGCUGUUAUGGAUACUGUCCUCGGCUCAAAUGGAAAGGCUUCUAAAGAGAUGGAUUUAUCUGUCAUCCUUACUACACCUAAAUCACCCGAAGCAGAUUCCUCCCAAACUGUUUGGACCUCAGAUGAAGUCAACGUGUUACUCACACGAUGGGCAGUGGAAAGCAUCCAGAAGCAGCUGAGAUCAACUCAGGAAGAUGAGAGAGUGUACGCCCAGCUAAGCUCAGAGCUCGCCACUCAAGGCUUCGAUAAGACCACCAGCCAGUGCAGGGCAAAAAUAAGACUCCUGAAACAAGAGUAUGAAAGGAUUAAGGAACAGAAAGACUCCAAAAUGCAUAAAAGCAGGUGGUUUGCCAUCAUGGAUAAAGUCCUCAGUCACAGCAAGCCAAAGACUAAAACUAAACUAGCAGCUAACGUCACAGAGAUGGAGCCUGCAUCUCGACAAGCAUCACAAGACCUACCUUCUGCACCAGUAGAAGGUUGCCACUUGUCCGUCCCCUCGUUGUGCCUCCUGGUUCCAACCCUGCGGUUGAUGUGUGCCUUUGCCUGGCAGGUGGUCCAGUGUUGUAAUGUGCAGCAUUACAGAAAAGUGGAGGAGUUGGUGGAGUUGGUGACGGAGUUGGCUCCAGAGCUGCUGACACCCAGAGAAAGAGUGCAGCUCCUGCUGAGACUGAGGGCGAGGCUUGUGCUUGAGUUGUGUCGCAGUCAAGGCACAGCUAACCUGCUGAAUGUCGAGCCUCACCUGAGGGUUAUUCAAAGCCUCACGAUAGGCUCCAGCUGUGGUCAGGAGGAGCUGGAGGAGCUGGAAAGUUCAAAGUCGAACUUUGUGGAAGUUGUUCAUGCUUUGCUUAAAGACACAGAAGAAAGGAGGAGAUUUUUCAUGGAAGUCUUCCCCAUUCACUACGGUCAUCAGUAUGAAGUCACAUUGCACUCACUCGUGUGGAAAUUCAUUUCCAGACUGGACAGUCUGUUGCCCAUCCCUGAUAUAAAACAGACAGCAGAAUGGCUCAGCACCUCCCCUUCUGUAAUGGAGGAAUGUGGACAACUGGUUUUGCAGCCAGAGCAGCUGAAAGUACUGCUGCACUUCCACGAGCAACAGUCGGGAAACACGAACCGAGGCUUCUCUCGAGCUCAGAACAUGUUUUUGCCUGAACUGUCUCUUCACCCCAAAGCAAACCCAAACAGUCUUUCUUCAGAGCAACAACAAGCAUCUACCAUCGAUGGUGAUGGUGGACGGUAUGAUUAUAGCAAGGGUGAAGAACUAUUUGAGGAAAACCAAACUGAUGACAAACCAAGUCUGGAGGACUUUGGCAAAGGAAAUGAAGACCUGAUAGACGACCAAUGUGAAGGCACGAUUGUAAACUCCUUAAGUUUAGAUCAUGCACCUUUACAGAAGCAUCCCUGUGCUAUGUGUUCCUACACAGACAGCCAAGUGUCAGGACUUCUUAAGCACAUCAGAGAGGAGCAUCUCAUCCAGGACUCCAUUCCCUCAGAAGAAUCAGGAGGAGACGACUUGCUUCAAAUUGUUGAUGCUGAAAUGUGCUUUCAGGACCAAGCGGAGGCUCAUGAGUACAACAUGGAGCUCUUCCAGGAUGUAGCAACCUCUAACAGCCACAUUAAAACAGACGACCAUUUAUUCCAAUGCGAUAAGUGUGAUAAAAAGUACGCCUCCAAGGCGUCGCUGAUAGUGCAUUAUCGGAUUCACACAGGUGAGGCUCCGUUUCUGUGUUCGCACUGCGGCCAAAGUUUCAGAUCUUCAUCCAACCUGGAGUUACACCUCCGUAUACACACAGGAGAACGUCCCUACAAAUGUCACAUUUGUGGAAAGACUUCAAUCCAGCAUCUGGCGCGGCACAUGCGCAUGCACAGAGGGGAAAAGAACUACCUGUGUACAGAGUGUGGGAAGGCUUUUCUCUCCUCUGGGGAGUUAAAGUUACACAUGCGCUACCACACAGGCGAGAGGCCUUACACGUGCAAACACUGCGGGAAAGGCUUCAUCGCGAAGUGCCAUUUGACAGUUCACACACGACAACAUACGGGAGAGAGUCCGUACAGGUGCUCCAUGUGUCCAAAAUCUUUUCCCACUUUGAGAGCGCAGAAAAAGCACCUGAAGAUCCACACGAACAAGAAGUCUUUCCAGUGUUUGAAAUGUGGGAAAAUAUUCAGGCAGGAGGAUACUUUCAAACUGCAUGUUGAAACACAUGAUUUAAUAUGAACUCAUUUUUAUUUUUACAUUUCAGUGUUCAGCAUGAGUCUAAAGAGCAACAAACAGCAACAGUUAGCAAUACAGUUAUUAUAAUUUCCCUUUAGGAUUAAUAAAUUAUUUUUCAUUUCAUUUACAUAUACAGUCAGUUCAAUGUAUGACACUAUAGGAAGUCAAAAUAAAAAUAAAAAAAAUAACCGUUUUCUUUUAUAUUUUCCUUCUUAUUUUAUUAUCUAUGUAAUCAGAUUACUAUGAUAUUUGGGAGUUUAAAAAGAUGUUUGAACAUUUGAACUCAUGACAAACGAUUCUCAGCUGUUGACAGAUUAGUUUUGCAGGAUGGGGCCUUGUCGUUGACCAUUUCAUUAAAGUUCAUCAUAAAUUUUUCUCCAUUUGCUAGCCAUGCCACGGAGCUGAGAUGUAUUUCCCAAUGAAGAGUUUGAAUAUUAUUUGUUCUUUAGCAAGAUGCAAAUGACUUCAUUAUCAACAAAACUACAUUAAAUGGAUUGAAUGAGAAACAUGUCCAAUAUUUCAGUGUGCGUGUAGUUUCUGUGGAGGUGAUGAUCUUCCCUGCUUCUGCCAAAUGUAGAUUUGUGAGUCAUCACUUUAUAUCACUUUCAUCUGCUCAUCCACAGUGGCAGACUGCCUCUUUUUAACCCGCUAACCUCUGCUUACUUGUUCAAAUGUAGCUUUUCUGUCCGUUAAUUCAGUUUCUUAGACUUAUUUCUUGGUCACAAACAGUUUGUCCUUGUGUUUUUCCAUCUCUCGCUGUGCAUUGCGU